Molecule: messenger RNA, 2824 nt
Organism: Exaiptasia diaphana
Lineage: Eukaryota; Metazoa; Cnidaria; Anthozoa; Actiniaria; Aiptasiidae
Molecular function (GO): calcium ion binding
Source: RefSeq, a predicted model, not a curated record
GAAGUCAGUCAUUUGUUUUGGUCGCACUAAAAAUUACAGAAAGUUUUCCUACAAAAUAUCGGUAUUUUCUACUCCAGAGAUAUCCUAACAAUCUAGGGAUCGAAAGUUUCCACAAUGGUUUCUGUUCUUUCUAACGGGAUAGAAAACUUGAAGUGGUCAGGAAGUAUUAAGUCAGUGGAGGACGAGGUUCGGCGAUUAAUUAAUGCAAGAAAUGUAAGAUUGACUGAGUACUUCAAAGACUUUGACCGCUUGAGAACUGGAUUCAUAUCAAAGAACCAGUUUGACCGAUGUCUUGAUCAGCUCUUUGGUGUUGUACUUAGUGCUGAAGAAGACUCUCUUUUGAUGGAGAAGUAUGGCUCAGAUCCAAAACAAAAAGGGAUGGUCAAUUACAGGAAGUUUUGUGAAGUUAUUGGUGCAGUUUUUAAUCCAAAUGAAUUGCAAGAAGAUCCUGCUACGCAGAGUAUUGGAGUUGAUGCUAGUGCACCAACAGAUAGAAGACCUCUCAGCCCUGCAUCUCUGUCAAAGUGUGAUGAACUGCUAAGGCGAAUGGCUGUUCAUUAUAAGUACCAUGGCAUCAAUAUCAAAACUUGCUAUGCAGACUUUGAUAAACAUCACAUUGGUGUUGUCACGGAACCACAGUUUUACCGCAGCUUUCCCGGGCCACCUGAUAUAACAGAUGGUGAAGUUAAGCUACUUGGGAAGAAAUAUAGAGAUCCUGCUCGCCCUGGUCUAUGCAACUAUUAUAACUUUCACUUUGACAUUGAGAAUAAGCAAAGAGAUCUUCAAGACGAAGCUGAUUUCACAAAAUUUGCCCCCAAUCAAGACAACAAUAACUUGGGAUCAAGGGGCCCAGGAACGCCUACUUUGGAUGAUAUAUUCGAAAAAAUACGAGUAGCAGUGUUUAAGAAUGGUAUAAGAACAACAGAGUUCUUCUGUGACCACGAUAAGCUAAGAAGCGGGAUUAUYACAGAGAACCAGUUUAUCUGUGGUCUUACUCUGUGUUGUGGGUCUCAAGCCAAUCUGAGCCGCAAUGAAAUCCAAAAAGUGGUCGAUGCUUUCAAGACUGAUGAUGGACGUGUUGUUUACAAGGAAUUCUGUGACAUGAUGGAGAAUACUUUUACCUUACGAGACUUGGAGAAACARCCUACAGCUGAUCCAUACCGUCCCCCUGUUGGGGCUCUUGCAAAGGCCCCUAAUCUAUUGAGYAAUGCAGAAGAGGCUCGCGUACAAGAGAUUUUGAAGGGAUUGAUUGAUAAAGUACGAAAACGUAGACUGAUGGUGUAUCCUUACUUCAAAGACUACGACAGGAGCAAGGGAUACACUAGAGGUGUWACCAAGACACAGUUUGCAAGACUGUUACACUUCCUGUCRUUAGACCUGCARCCACGUGAACUUGAGCUGAUCUGCAAAAAGUACGAAUACCCGGUGGGUGGGGACAUCAAUUAUCCAGCCUUCAGCCAAGCUAUUGAUUCAGAGUAUACAGGGACCUCAACAACACUCGGGAAUGACGCAGAAAAUGGCAGGAAAACUUCACCAGUGCCCAAACAGCGUGACGUCGAUUUAAGCACUGUCAAUCCUGAAGAGCUGAUUGGUCGAAUAAGAUAUCACGUACUCGUUAACCGACUGAGAGUGGAGGARUUUUUCCAAGACUUUGACCCACUGCGGCAUGGAUCGAUAAGUAAAGGUCAAUUUAGACAAUGCCUGAACUCACUUGGUUUGAACUUAACUGAGGCGCAGUUUGAAGUCUUGUCAUUGUACUAUGAGGAUCAGAAACGACCCGGUAAUACCAUGUGGACACGGUUCCUCACAGACGUCGAGAUUGAUACUCUGUAAACCGAUCUUCCAAGACUUUGAUAAGCAUAACAACGGYCACGUGACUAAGUCCCAGGCCCGUCAGUGCUUGCUCAAUCUCGGUCUUACCAAUACUGAACAAGAAAUGAAGGUAAUCGAAGCAAGAUACUCAGAUGACACAGGAUUCAACUAUAUGGAGUUAUUAGAGGAACUACAACCAACAGACAAACCUGAACUGAUGUACACAAAGAGACUCGACUUGUUAAAGAUUGUCAACAGUAAAGAGAUUCCUGACUGGGGUCACGACAACCUUGCGUCAAUUAUGCAUAAAAUUAAAUCAAAAGUCAUGAAGGAAAGGGUUCGAGUCCUGGAAUUCAUGAAGGAUUACGACAAACUAAGAACAGGAAGGAUGAGUCGAGUUAACUUUGCUCGUGCGAUGGACCUUAGUUCGUUAGGAUUGACUAAGAUGGAGGUCGAGAAGAUUAUGGACGCAUAUGCGUCAUAUGGUUACCCUGAUUUCAUCAACUACCUGCAGUUCUGUGACGAUGUCGAGGAGAUAUUCACUCUCAAGAACUUAGAAAAGAAUCCAUUAGUAACCCCUGAACAGUUCAACACAACCAAAGAAAGCGAGAACAAGAAACUGGAUGACCCGAACGCCGAGGAAAUGCUUGAACGUGUCAUGCACCGUCUCGCUGACCGUGUUCGCAUUCGACGCGUUCAAAUCUUCCCGCUCUUCGAGGACUAUGACCGAGUACACAACGGCACGGUAUCACGUGGUCAGUUCCAUCGCGUGCUGAGCGAACUUGAYCUAGGGGGRCUGGUUAGCACCAGAGAGUUUACUGUUCUGUAUAAAAAGUUUGAUGUUAUAAUCGGAUUGAAACAUGAUUUCAAUUAUAUUUCCUUCUGUGAUAUGAUCAAUGACUACGCCAACUUCCAAUUUGGAAUGCCUUGAAUAAUUGAAUAUUUAUUGUUAAUAAGCAGAUAUAUAUUGUAUUGUGUACCAAGUAAUGCAAUAAAUUGUAUUUUAACCUAC